Molecule: messenger RNA, 2962 nt
Organism: Rhipicephalus sanguineus (brown dog tick)
Lineage: Eukaryota; Metazoa; Arthropoda; Arachnida; Ixodida; Ixodidae
Gene: Ctf4
Product: WD repeat and HMG-box DNA-binding protein 1
Exons: 24
Coding region: 7-2829 (940 amino acids)
Biological process (GO): DNA repair; DNA-templated DNA replication; mitotic cell cycle
Cellular component (GO): nuclear replication fork
Molecular function (GO): chromatin binding; protein binding
Source: RefSeq, a predicted model, not a curated record
ACAGGAAUGCCGCCCGUCGUAAAGCCCACCAGAUUCGCCCACGCCGAGGGUCACACCGAUGUCUGCUACGAUCCAACUGGCAGGUAUUUAGUGACGUGCGGUUCGGACGGGGAGGUCAGAACGUGGGAGGGCUUUCAGGACGACGAGCCCAAGUCUUACUCCGUCGGAGAGUCGGCUCUAGCGGUCGCCUGCGGUGGAGGCACUUUUUUCGUCGCCACCGACAGUUACUGCGUCAAAGCUUUCGAGGCUUCGACCGGGCAGGAGACGAGCGUGGCCGCUCGCUUUCCCUCUGAUGUCUACGCAGUUGCGUGCAGCAGCGACGGAAAGACUCUGGUCGCCGGCUCCGGGGACUUCACGUUAAAGGUUGUGGACGUUUCAUCCGGAACCAGCCAAUCACUUACGGGCCAUGGGGCGCCAGUGCUUUGCUGCUGUAUAGACCCCCGAGCCGAAUUUAUUGCUUCUUCAAGCUGCGAUGGCAGCGUUAGAGUCUGGAAGGCGUCGGACCAGAGCUGUGUCAAGACGUGGCAUGGCAUCCUACCAAAGAGCAACGACUUCCGGACCUCCAAGGUGCUUGGCCGUCUCGCCUGGUCCCCUUCAGGAGACAAGUUGGCCCUACCCGUGAAGUCAGAGGUGCGGUUGGUCCCGCGAGGUUCCUGGGACCAGGUAGAUGUGCUGGCACACGAUUCGGUUCAAGAGGCCCUGUCAAUCGUGGCAUUCAGCGGAUGUGGCAAGCUGCUGGCAGCCGCCACCCGCAAAGGACAGCUGAUGGUGUGGGACUGGAGUGCGCGCCAGCUGAUGCACACGGUAUCCUGCGGUGAGGAUGUCUGCAGCCUGAGCUGGAACCCAUGCCAGAAAGAGCUCGUUUACUGCAAUGCCCAGGGCCAGUUGGGUCUCGUCGAGGGCAUCGAGGGUGGCAGCACCAGAGAGCAGGUGGCAUCUCCGGCUGUCAGGGCACUGCCAGAAGACAAAAUGGAUGGUGAGGAUGACGGCAUAGACCUAGGUCAGAUCAAAGCGACCUACGAGCCGCUCAUCUUCGGAGAAUCGGAUGGCGAGGAGGAAGAUGCAGCUGCGGUGCCGAGUACAGUGGCUGCUAUGCCUGUACAGCCGGAGUACCGCCCCCGGCUGGUGCAGGAUGCCUUCCAGCCGAGCUCCACGCCUGUCCACCUCCAACACCGCUUCAUGGUGUGGAACUCCGUGGGCAUGGUCUGGUCACACAACACCGCCGAGGAGAGCAGCAUCGACGUGGAGUUCCACGACACCUCGGUGCACCACACGCUACACCGCGGCAACCCCCUGGGCCACACCAUGGCUGCACUCAGCGACCAGGCCCUCGUGUUGGCUGGGCCCCAGCAGCUGGAGUGCUUGCACCUGGCUUCCUGGGACAGCAACAAAGAGUGGGCCGUUGAUACACUCUCCGACGGCAUACAGGCAGUUGCCGUGGGCGACGACUGGCUGGCCGCAUGCUGUAGCUCGGGGAUGGUGCGUCUGUGGACGUUGGGUGGCCUGCAGAAGGCGGUGUGGCGUGCGCCGGGACCGGUGGUUGCACUCGUUGCGUGCGGUCGCUCGCUCGCCCUGAUCUACCACCAGGGGGCCGGUGUCACGGCCGAGCGGCAAGCACUGGCCGUGGUGCAGUACAACGUGGGUGCGGGUGUCCUUGGGCCUCCCAUCCCCGUGCCCUUGGCCGAGAGGCAGCGGCUUGCCUGGGCAGGAUACACCGAUGAAGGCUCGCUUGCAUACGUAGACUCUGAUGGUGUCGUCUCCAUACUGGGCUCCUCGUACGGCUGGACUCCUGUUUGCAACACCCGGGACAAUGUGAAGAACCAAUCGGACCACUACUUCGUGCUGGGUGUGAGCGAGACACGCCAACAAGUUCGGGCCUUGCUGUGCAAGGGUUCUCGCUACCCGGCCACCUUGCCGCGACCCGUCAUGGUUAUGCUGGACUUCAGUCUGCCUUUCCUGGGCACGGAAUCCGAGAAGGGGCGACUGGAGGAGGAGCUGUGGCGUGCUUGGUGCCUGGAGGAGGCCCUGCAACGUGUGGGCGAAGAGGGACGCCAGCUGGCUGACAUCAGCAACCGGAGGCAGCUGCUGCUGCUCAAGCUGUUUGCGCUGGCAGCCAAGGCGGAGCGAGAGGUGCGUGCGCUGGACGUGGCACGUCUCAUGGACUCCGAGAGGCUGAUCCAGGGAGCAGUGGAGUAUGCCUCCAAGAGCCGACGGCUUGUGCUGGCACAGCGCGUCGAGCGUCUGCUGCUCGAACAGGAGUCUCCGUUGCAAAGUGCUCCCACUGCUCGGCAGGUCUGCCAGGCCAUUCCACCUAUGCGCAAACGUGAACCUGACCCAGCCGAAGAAGUGGUGCUGAAGCCCAAGCCGUUGCAUCUGUCCAGGAAGCGGACAGCUGAUGUCAUGAGCAAAGAUGUGUCGCUGCCUUCCGAUGAGCCUCGCACCGCACCAGAACCACCCGUGACCCGUGGGAACCCGUUCAAGGUGACUAAGCAGUCGCAGGAGAGCCCGGUGGAGGACGGUGCCACUAACGGCAUCAAGUCGCAAAAAGAUGCGGGCGCCAGCCGUCGGCAGAUGACACUGCAGUUCGGUGCUGCCCGCAGUGAAGCUGCCCCCGCUGCCGCCAAGUCCGGCGUGCAGCUGUACGUGGAAUCUGUUCGAGCGACACUGCUCGAGGAGGAGCCCGAUCUCGCGGAAGACCAGCUAGUUAGCCGGGCAGUAGCACGGUUCAGGUCUCUGUCCCAAGAAGAGCGGGCGGAGUGGAACGGCCGGGCCAAGCGGCGGUCUCCGAGUCCCGUGCAAGCCUCCAAGAGACCGCGACCGGUUUCGUGAAUGCGCUGUCGUGUUGGCCCAGUGUCAGCUGGGCAGUGCGUACUCGUCCACCUUGUCCAUGAAACUGCAGACUAUGGCCGACUCCACCUGCAAAGAGUGACAAUUAAAAAAAGAGCCCCGUUUGUGUACAUGU